AUGCAAAGUGAAGAUGAAGAUAACAAUCAACUUGCAGAAGAAUGGGCACUCAAAGCAGCACAAUUAGGCCAUGUUGAAGCCAUGUAUUGGUUAGGUGAAGGCUAUGCUUAUUAUGCAAAAGAUAUCCUUGAAGAAGAUCCUAAAGAAGCCAAGGCUUAUUUUGAACAUGCCCACCGCUGGUUAGAGCAAGCGGCCAAACAUCAGCAUCCUGCUGCGAUUUUAGAGUUAUCCAAUUUCUAUCGUCGUGGCGAUGUGGUUGAAAAAGAUCUGGUGAAAUCAGUAGAGCUGGUUGAGCAAGCAGCAAAACUGGGUGAAGUUCAAGCCAUGCGUGAUCUUGUUUGUAUUUAUGAACACGGGAUGGGGGUUGAGGUUGAUGAAGAAAAAGCUGAUUUUUGGGCUGAAAAAGCCAAGUCAGCUGAAGACACCUCACAGAUUGAAACGUUGGCUCGACGAUUCGGUCAGACCUUCGUGCUGAUCAACAACGGCAUCCGCGAACUGAAUGAUCAAUAUUUUUUUAAUAUAAAGGAGAUCGUGAUGAACGCGGUUAAUGCUUCAUUUACAGAUUAUAAAGUUGCAGAUAUUUCCCUCGCUGACUACGGUCGUAAAGAAAUCAAACUUGCUGAAGCAGAAAUGCCAGCGUUGAUGGGCUUACGUAAACGUUAUUCAGCAGCAAAACCUCUUGCUGGCGCAAAAAUUCUUGGUUGUAUUCAUAUGACCAUUCAAACUGCUGUUUUAAUUGAAACACUGGUUGAAUUAGGCGCAGAAGUACGUUGGACUUCAUGUAACAUCUUCUCAACUCAAGACCACGCAGCAGCAGCAAUUGCAGCAUCUGGUGUUCCAGUAUUCGCUUGGAAAGGUGAAACUGAAGAAGAAUACAUGUGGUGUCUUGAACAACAAAUCAAUGUUAAUGGCACACCUUGGGAUGCCAACAUGAUUCUUGAUGAUGGUGGUGAUUUAACUGCUGUUGUUCAUGAAAAAUAUCCUGAACUUAUUGCUAAAAUUCAUGGUAUUACAGAAGAAACUACAACGGGUGUUCAACGCCUAAACGAAAUGUUCCGUGAUGGUACUUUAAAAGUUCCUGCAAUUAACGUGAAUGAUUCAAUCACAAAAUCUAAAAACGACAAUAAAUAUGGCUGCCGUCAUUCAUUAAAUGAUGCAAUCAAACGCGGUACAGAUAUGUUGUUAUCUGGUCGUCGUGCGCUAGUAAUUGGUUAUGGUGAUGUUGGUAAAGGUUCUGCUCAAUCACUUCGCCAAGAAGGUAUGAUUGUACGUGUAACUGAAAUUGACCCAAUCUGUGCAAUGCAAGCAUGUAUGGACGGUUAUGAAGUUGUUUCUCCAUAUAAAAAUGGUGUACAAACAGGUAAAAAAGAAGACAUUAACCUAGACCUUCUUCAAAAUACUGAUUUGAUCGUAACAACAACUGGUAACUACCACGUAUGUGAUUCUGCAAUGUUAGAUACAUUAAAAGCAGGUUCAGUGGUGUGUAAUAUCGGACACUUUGAUACUGAAAUCGAUACAAACUAUUUACGUGGUUACAAGUGGGUUGAAGUUAAGCCUCAAGUACACCAAGUGUAUCGUACAGAAAAUGAAAAUGAUUACCUGAUUCUUCUUUCAGAAGGUCGUUUGGUUAACCUUGGUAAUGCAACAGGUCACCCUUCACGCGUGAUGGAUGGUUCUUUUGCGAACCAAGUAUUAGGUCAAAUGCACUUAUUCGCAGAGAAAUUUGCUGAUCUUCCAGAAGAUCAAAAAGCAGCACAGAUCCGUGUUGAACUGAUUCCUAAGAAAUUAGAUGAAGAAGUUGCUGCUGCAAUGGUUGCUGGUUUUGGUGGUGUAUUGACGCAAUUGACUCAAGUUCAAGCAGAUUACUUGGGCGUUGCAGUUGAAGGUCCAUUUAAAUCUGAGGCUUAUAAGUACUAA
Messenger RNA from Oppiella nova, 1917 nucleotides. Lineage: Eukaryota; Metazoa; Arthropoda; Arachnida; Sarcoptiformes; Oppiidae. The record is from the annotation of a GenBank genome assembly.